ACACGUAAUUCGUUGAUGCGGUAAACAAUUUCGAGGAGAAUUUUGUGAGAAUCGUCUAACCAGUUUGAAAUAAUUUGUUGCAGAUACCUCAAGACGGUAACGGGCGAUCCAGCAUGCAUUUGGAGCCUCCGUUACGGGCGGAGUUCAAGAUGCGGUAGAGGAAGUCCCUCGAGAAUCUACGGAACAGUUCUAAGCACCCAUUCGUGAUACAUAGAAUACAAAGCAUAAGCACUCGCAUAAUAGCAAUUAUAGCACCCCCUCGAGGAGACUCGUUCAUAUCCAAUAGAAACGAAUAGCUUGCUCAAACUAGAGCAUCCGAAAGCUCACUGGUCGACGCUCAGGAGGAACCUGGCGCCCCUGACCGACGGACACCACUGCCUUCCAAGACUUGCUUCGGGUCGCGAACAGACCACGAACCAACCGGCCGACGACUACCACCCAUCGCGCUUAACAGGGAGACCCGUUUCGGAAGCCCGGCUUCGCCCGAACUCGCGGAAGGGACUUUUAAGCGGCGAGUGAACCACAAAGGAGCGAGCAGCGAGAGGAGCCGUCACGGUGGCCAGCUUAGUGAGCGGCAACGUAGCGGUGCGUUACGAUGAGGCGUCGGGAGUGGUUGGCACGGGGGGUGUCGUGUUGGCAGCCACUUCCAGGUUAGCCGCUGCGGAUCCGGCCACGUCCAGCAUGGACACCAGCGACUCCAGCAUGGACACGACUAACGGGGUACCGGGCGCCGGGGUGGGCGCGAUAGUGUCCGGCGCGGCGUCCUUGACGCUGGUCAAGGCCGAGACGCCCGAACUACUCGCGGGCACGUCGGCGACGCCCGGGUCGGUCACCGGGCCGAUAGCCGGUGCAACCGCGGGCCUCUUCGCCGGUAUAACCGGCAGUAAAACCGGUCGGCCGGACGACUGGCUGUCGACGAACAGCCCCGGCUCGCCGUCCGCCACCCUACAGGCGCAGCACGUGGUGUUCGCCAAUGCCCAACAGCUGACGGACUCCCAGCAGCAGCAGCCCCCGUUGGCGCACUCCAGCCCCCUCGCCCAUCAGCAGCAGCCCGGCAGCAACAACGGAUACGCCAGCCCCAUGAGCACCAGCAGCUACGAUCCUUACAGUCCCAACAGUAAAAUAG
Ceratina calcarata is the source of this 1126-nucleotide messenger RNA. Its product is annotated as ecdysone receptor-like. The annotation marks the transcript as partial. The record is from RefSeq and is a predicted model, not a curated record. NCBI's taxonomy places the organism in Eukaryota, Metazoa, Arthropoda, Insecta, Hymenoptera, Apidae. The transcript has a single exon.